AUGCACAUGUCAAAUUCACACGAACUACGUUUGGAACUGUUACCGCCCGGCUCACCAGCGUCAUCUGCAGAAGACUAUGCGCAAUCUAAUGCACAUUCAUCUGUAACAGUGCACAAGGGCGACUUAGGAUGGGUAAGUGAGAUGGAUUUUAUGCGUGCUGACACCCCAAGUCAACUGCGCCAACGGUUUAUUCAGAUUCAAGUGACAGACCGUACAUUUAAGGAACCGUCCUGGAUGCACCCGAAUAUUGGCGGUGAAGCGCAAUAUGUCAAAGGAAGAUUUGAUGAGAUUGCUGCACUCAAUGAGGAGCUGCAAACCAAUGAGACGAAGAAAAAACUAGGAGAAUGGACAUCCACUUCCAUUAGUGGCAAUGCCAUCCUGUCUAGUGUGCUCUUUUCAGCAGGGCAGACCAUUGCCAAAGCUGGAAAAUUGGCACCGGUCACGCAAUUGCUCGUGGUCACGGUAGUCUACUGUCUUCGCUGGGUGUUUGAAGAUGUUAUGAGUGCUGUGCCGUUAAACGGAGGCUUCUAUACUGCUAUUUUGAACUCGGCACCGAAGAAAGUUGCUGCUGUGUGCGCAGUUUUUAGUAUGCUCUCGUACCUAUCGACGGCUGUGGUCAAUGGUGUCUCAGCCAUGAACUACGUCAAUGAUUCUUUGAUGCAAAUUCCAGUCAUGUACUGCACAAUCGGUUUGCUAGCCGUUUUCGCGCUGCUCUGUCUUAUGGGUAUCGCUGAAAGUGCUUUUGUUUCUUUAAUCAUUUUUAUCUUUCACACCUUCACGUUGACCUUGCUGGGCAUCUUCAGCAUCGUUUACGUGUCGCAGCAUCCCUCCAUAUUCAUGGACAACGUGGUCACACGAUUCCCUGAGGUGACAAUGCUUGGCGGCGCUGAUAAUGCUAGUAAUGUUGCUUCGGCUCUUUUCUUGGGCUAUGGCACAGCGAUGCUGGGAGUUUCGGGUUUUGAGAGCUCGUCGCAGUACGUGGAAGAGCAGGCAACGGGCAUGUUUUCAAAGACACUACGCAAUAUGUGGGCAUUUUCUAGUACAUUCAAUGUGGCUUACUCGCUGUUGGCAUUGGCUGUUGUGCCUUUGGAUACGAUCAUCUCACAUCAGUCCACUUUGUUGUCGUAUAUGGGUCGUCUGAGUGGCGGCCAUUGGCUGGAAGUUCUCGUAGCUAUCGAUGCCCUUGGUGUUCUUGCUGGUGCGGUACUGACGACUUAUGUCGGCAUUAAUGGGUUGUUCCAGCGAUUGGCAAUCGACCGCAUUUUGCCUAGCUUCUUGCUUAAGGCAAAUGCGUGUCGUGGCACCAACCACUUUAUUAUUCUAGCGUUUUUUGUCGUGUGUGCGAGCCUUGUCUUUAUCUUGGACGCUGAAGUGACGGUGCUUUCUGGUGUUUUUGCGCUUGCUUUCCUGAGUGCACUUCUAUCUUUCAUCACUGCGUGUGUGUUACUGAAGCUGUGUCGCGAGGAGAUUCCACGCAAGAGAACAACAUCGUGGUUUAACACAACUUUUUGUAUGUGUAUGGUGUUAUCGGGCAUCCUCGCAAAUGCAAUUUCAGAUGUGAAGGCGUUGUCGUAUUUCUUCAUCUACUUCGCGGUGUUUUUCGUCGUGGUUUUUGUGAUGCUAACACGGGUGAGUUUGCUGAAAGCAUUCCUCUUUGUUUCGGGCAAACUUCUAGCAUGCUUUCAAGGUGAGUUGAACCCUUCGCAACAGUCUUUAUCAGGUAGUGUCAUGAUUGCCAAGACAAUCGAAAUCAUCAAGAAUACGCCGGUGGUUUUCUUCUGCAAAGCAGUGAAUCUGCCGAAAAUUAACAAGGCUGUGACGUACGUGAUGCAUAACGAAGACACGUACUGCUUGCGACUAGUGCACAUAUGUGAGGUAAAUGCUCCUGUUCCACGUGAGUUUGAGCACGUGGUAAAUCUUUUCGAUCACAUUUACCCGUCGAUCAAGAUUGAUUUUAUUGCUGUGACAGGAACAUUUGAUCCGGCGAUGGUGCAGUGGCUGUCAAAGUCUAUGGAUGUUCCCGCUAAUAUGAUGUUCAUGAGUCAGCCAGCAAAUGAAAGUAUUCAUCGGGUGUCAGCUCUGGGUGUGCGAAUCAUUACAAAUUAA
This is a messenger RNA of Peronospora belbahrii, 2106 nucleotides long. The record is from the annotation of a GenBank genome assembly. Lineage: Eukaryota; Oomycota; Peronosporomycetes; Peronosporales; Peronosporaceae.